AUGGACCACUGCAUUGCCAAGAAGCUCCACUUCCUUGCUUAUCAAGACCCCCUGGGCUACUCCUUAACAUCUCUCACUCUUUUUCUCUCUGUGACCACAGCUUUAGUCCUGGUGGUUUUCCUUAAGCAUCACAAUACACCAAUUGUCAAGGCCAACAACCGAGAUCUCACCUACAUCCUCCUGGUUUCCCUUCUGCUCUGCUUCCUCUGUUCCUUUCUUUUCAUUGGUCAACCAGGGAAGCUCACCUGUCUUUUUCGACAAUCUGCCUUUGCCAUUCUCUUUUCCCUUGCAGUUUCCUCUGUCUUGGCAAAAACUGUCAUGGUGGUUCUGGCCUUCAUGGCCACCAAGCCUGGGAACAGGACUAAGAAACUCUUAGGAAAACCACUUACUGACUCUAUUGUCUUAGCCUGUCCCCUGGUCCAAGCAAUUCUUUGUGCCACCUGGCUGGUAACCUCUCCCCCAUUUCCCAACAUGGACUUCCACUCCUUGGUAGGAGAGGCCAUCUUGGAAUGUAAUGAAGGCUCAGCUUCCAUGUUUUAUGCUGUCCUUGCCUAUCUGGGUUUCCUGGCCCUCAUCAGUUUCACUGUGGCCUUUCUGGCUAGGAAGUUGCCCGACAGCUUUAAUGAAGCCAAAUUCAUUACUUUCAGCAUGCUGGUCUUUUGCAGUGUUUGGAUCAGCUUCCUCCCCACCUACCUGAGCACCAAAGGGAAGUCCAUGGUGGCCGUGGAGAUCUUCUCCAUCUUGGCCUCUGGGGCUGGUCUCUUGGCUUGUAUCUUUUUCCCCAAAUGCUACAUUAUUUUAUUUAGGCCCAAUCUGAAUUGUAGAGAGAAUAUAAUGAGGCACAAGAAUCUCUGA
Pantherophis guttatus is the source of this 855-nucleotide messenger RNA. RefSeq names its product vomeronasal type-2 receptor 26-like. Gene Ontology annotation, cellular component: plasma membrane. Lineage: Eukaryota; Metazoa; Chordata; Lepidosauria; Squamata; Colubridae. Gene Ontology annotation, biological process: G protein-coupled receptor signaling pathway. The record is from RefSeq and is a predicted model, not a curated record. Gene Ontology annotation, molecular function: G protein-coupled receptor activity.